This is a messenger RNA of Alosa alosa (allis shad), 418 nucleotides long. RefSeq names its product endoglin-like. The record is from RefSeq and is a predicted model, not a curated record. The transcript has 5 exons. NCBI's taxonomy places the organism in Eukaryota, Metazoa, Chordata, Actinopteri, Clupeiformes, Clupeidae. Bases 1 to 354 code for a protein of 117 amino acids.
AUGGGUGAAAGAAGAUGCUUCCCAGGAGCUAGAGCCGAGAGAACCCUGGAGGUGGUUCGCACUAAAGCUCCACCGCCGAGGUGUCCUGAGUUUGGCUUGUCUGCAGUCCUGGGGAUAGCCUUUGGGGGCUUUCUCAUAGGGGUGUUGUUGAUCGGAGCCCUGUGGUUCAUUAAGAUCCGCACAGGACGCCCAGUGGCUCUGGCUAUGGGAACAACUGCAGCUCAUCUCACAGGGUGCCAGUGCUGUCUGACCAAGCGCCAGCCGGUGCCCACCAACCCCUCGCCCUCGGAGAACAGCAGUGCCAACGCCAGCAUUGGCAGCACCCAGAGUACCCCCACCAGCAGCAUGGCAUAGGCGCGGGCAGGCGGGCGCCUUGUCUCUCGGGCCAGACGCCUUCCUCCACCUUCACACUCCGGCA